Medicago truncatula (barrel medic) is the source of this 1673-nucleotide messenger RNA. RefSeq names its product cold-responsive protein kinase 1. Bases 264 to 1367 code for a protein of 367 amino acids. Lineage: Eukaryota; Viridiplantae; Streptophyta; Magnoliopsida; Fabales; Fabaceae. The record is from RefSeq and is a predicted model, not a curated record. Gene Ontology annotation, biological process: protein phosphorylation. The transcript has 7 exons. Gene Ontology annotation, molecular function: ATP binding; protein kinase activity.
CAGUAACAGAUGGAAAAAACAACGGAGUGAAUGAGAAUAGAAAGAACAAUGAAGUCUUUAUGUGACCCCACCUUACUUACUACCUCCCAAAACCUACAAGACCAAACACACACAGCACAACAUCAUUCAAAUAUUUCCAUUUUUUUUUUCUAUUCAAAAUUCAACUCUUUCCACAAAUUCUCCUUCAUUGGAGUUGGAUCCCCGGAAGGAUCUGCAUUUUUUUGAAAGGCAUCACAGAAGAGCAGUCACAUACCAGGAUCAUUAUGAGUUGUGGUUGCUUUGGAGCCUCAACUCUCAAGAAGAAAAGGAGUCCACCUCAUACUCCUAAUGAAAUUGAUGGGUAUCCACUUGAAAAUAUUAUGCAUUUUUCUGAAAAAGACUUGAGGUUGGCCACUGAUGAUUAUCAUCCAAGCAAAAAGAUAGGACGGGGAGGUUUUGGCACUGUUUACCAGGGAACCUUAAAAAAUGGAAGACAAGUAGCAAUAAAGAGCCUUUCAGCUGCAUCAAAGCAGGGAGUUCGUGAAUUUUUAACUGAAAUUAAAACUAUAUCGCAUGUCAAGCAUCCAAACCUUGUUGAAUUGGUUGGUUGCUGCGCUCAAGAACCUAAUCGUACAUUAGUUUAUGAAUAUGUGGAAAACAACAGCCUUGAUCGUGCACUACUAGGAAACAGAAGUACAAACAUUAAGCUAGAUUGGGGAAAAAGAUCUAAUAUUUGCACAGGUACGGCUAGAGGUCUUGCAUUUCUUCAUGAAGAAGCCGUUCCACACAUUGUGCACAGAGACAUCAAGGCUAGCAACAUAUUACUUGACAGACACUUUAAUCCAAAAAUAGGAGAUUUUGGGCUGGCGAAGUUAUUUCCAGAUGACAUCACUCAUAUUAGCACAAGAAUUGCCGGAACAACCGGUUAUUUAGCACCUGAAUAUGCAAUGGGAGGGCAGUUAACCAUGAAGGCUGAUGUAUAUAGUUUUGGGGUUCUUAUACUUGAAGUAAUUAGUGGCCAAAGCAGUGCGAGGACAAACUGGGGAGGGUCAAACAAAUUCCUCUUGGAAUGGGCGUGGCAGCUUCAUGAAGAGGAGAGACUGUUGGAGCUUGUGGAUCCAGACAUGGUUGAAUUUCCUAAGGAAGAGGUGAUUAGGUACAUGAAAGUAGCUUUUUUCUGCACACAAGCAGCAGCAAGCCGAAGGCCAUCGAUGUCACAAGUUGUUGAUAUGCUCUCCAAGAAAAUCAGGCUCAAUGAAAAGCAAAUAACAGCACCAGGGUUUUUCCAGACUUCAGGAGAAUCCUCUCUAAAGAAGUCAUCCUUUGAGUCCACUAGCCAUCAGUUUAGUUCUGCUCCUGUCAGUUUUACUCAGGUCACUCCGCGGUGAAGCCUAAAUCAAAAUUGUUGUGUGAUUAUAGAGUAGAUAAAUAGAUGAAAAGGGAAAAUAUUCAAAGGGAGAUUUCUCUCUCUUUAUCUUUAUAUUUAGUUUAAUGGAUCAUAUUUUUAUUUUCUUUUGCUUCUUUUCUUUUAUUUGUCUAAUUCUUUUUAAAGAAUGUGAUGAAGGUGAGCUUGGUAAGGUUUUUUAAAUAGCGCAUUUAUGAUAUUGUUUCAUUUUUUAACAUGUGUGAAAAAGACCCUUGUGAACCCUACUAAAGAGAAUAGACCAGUUAAAGAAUGUGAUAUUAAUGGAUUA